This is a messenger RNA of Podospora pseudocomata, 1873 nucleotides long. RefSeq lists its product as uncharacterized. NCBI's taxonomy places the organism in Eukaryota, Fungi, Ascomycota, Sordariomycetes, Sordariales, Podosporaceae. The record is from RefSeq and is a predicted model, not a curated record. Gene Ontology annotation, cellular component: fungal-type cell wall. The transcript is spliced from 3 exons. Gene Ontology annotation, molecular function: structural constituent of cell wall. Gene Ontology annotation, biological process: fungal-type cell wall organization. Bases 1 to 1383 code for a protein of 460 amino acids.
AUGACGGCCAUCCAUGUGCGCUGCAGAUUGUGUGUAUGCGGGUACCAGAAGGACCCGCAUCGCAGCUUUGAUCCCAGGGCAACACAGAGCUCUGGUAAUGUACCUCACCUGAGGCCCCCCGGGAGGUACGGUACGUACGGGGGUGUACGGAGGGGUGUACGGGGGCAUGGGAUGACGCCGAGCAUACCUAGCACAAUAUAUCGAGAGGUCCAUUCCACUUGGGAGGUAUUUCUUUCUGGGUUCCGCCUCUCCCUCGAUCCCACAAACUUUUUUCCCCUCCCUCACACACACCCAAACCGCCAACCUUCGUUUCCACCACCACCACCACCGCAAGGGCCGAGUGUCAAACCACCACUUCAAACUUCAGGAAAUCUCUACAGCGAGGCGACGCAUCUUUCUGAUCAUUCUAUUCGCCUGGUCCCGACUCAAAUCAUCGCAAGGAUGAAGUUCCACGUGAUCACCCUGCUCGCAGCCAUCUUGGGUCCGGCCGUGGUGGUGGCCCAAGGCGUUACCGAGAAGAUUGCGCCGACCGCCACUGGUGCCGCUGGCUGCGAGCCCACCAUCGAUGGUAAAUUCGAGAUCGCCGUCGUGGAUGCGGGUAGUGUCCAGAAGCGCGACUUUAUCGAACACAAGAAGCGCACCGCUUGCACUGGCAACGGUGUCCUGCUUGCCGAACUCAACGAUGGAGUCAUUACCGAUUCCGCCGGUCGCACUGGCUACAUCGCCAGCAACUAUCAGUUUCAGUUUGACGACCCCCCCCAGGCAGGUGCCAUCUACACGGCUGGUUUCUCCCACUGUCCCAACGGCUCCUUGGCUUUGGGUGACUCCGCUGUUUGGUACCAGUGCCGCUCUGGCAACUUUUACAACCUGUACGAUCGUUACUGGGCCGAGCAAUGCUCUCCAGUUGAGAUUCUGGUUUUGCCCUGCGGUGGUGCCGGCGCUGUCGACAAUGGCCAGCGCACAGUCGGCACCGAGAUGGCCACCACCACCGUGGUGAUCCCCUUGGCGGAUGGGCAGCCUCAGGUUGUCACGACCACUGUGCCAAUCCCGAUUUGUCAAAUCGGCGAUGGCCAGAUUCAGGGCCAUACCACGCCCUGCGCGGCACUGACGGUUCCUCCCUCUUCGGCCGCAUCUGUCAACAUCCCACCUGUCUCUCAGUUCUCGGAUGGACAGAUCCAAGUUACGCAGAAGCCCUCUCCCACGCCUUCUGCGGCUGGUGGCCCUCUCCCGCCAACGAGCAACGAGACCCUCCAAACCCCCGGCGUUGUUCCCACAGAGCCAGCCGUCGUCCCCACUAGAGCUCCGGGCAUCAACUCUGCCGGCAGAUUGCAAGUGGCCUCCGCCCUUUUGGUCGGAGUCGUCGGCAUCUUCUGCCUUCUCUAACCGCCUUCCACCGCCAGCCUAACCGGCAACUCAUCUCUACCAGACCAUCUUUUUCACGAACCCUGACCGCCUCUACAUUGUUAAUUCUUUUUCUUUUCUUCGGGCAAGGCGCGUUGUUUUCUCGCCUUUUAAUGGGUCAUCAAAAAGCGGGGGGAUCUGGGGGAAAGGGGAAUCAUGGGCACGAUAAUGAUGAAAGCUAGGGGAGGCAAGCUAACACGAAGAUUUCACUUGUGUUUACUUUUGAGGUGGGUGGCAAUUUGAGGUCGUUUUCUUCUUUCCAGCUUUGUUCUCGGGAUUUCUUUUGCAGUUCAUGAUGACAUGCGGGGACAAGAUACAUGGGACGUAAUCAGGGGGAGGUGAUAAUUACAUAGCUCUCUAUUACUGCGGCGAUCUUCUUUUUCGACGCUUCGUCUUUUUUGUAAGUAGAUGGGCUCUCGAGAGAGGAGGGCAAGCUUUAUACAAUGGGAGAAAGAUAUCUCAAUAACUCUGG